AUGUCCAGCCUUCCACAAUCAGAGCUGUCUGCCCCGCCCUCCUCCCCAGGCUAUGCCUCAAAUGAGGACGAUGAGACUCCAAGCCAGACCAAGUCGACGCCCAAACCAAAGUCCAAGUUCCUGCAGUACCCGCCAGAGGUGCCACGUCUGACCCGUCUUGGUCCUUGUAUUUUCGGCGCAAACACUGGACCGGUUGCUGAUGGUGCCGACCUGACCAAGCUUACUGUUCCCAUGCUCAAGGAGCAGCUCGCCAUACGAGGGAUGCCCGAGAAUGGCAAGAAGAAGGACCUGAUCGAGCGACUGACGAACUGGAAGACCUACAAGCCCGAGACCGUCGCUGUUAGGGAGGCAUCAGACAACCGUCCCUUCGGUCCCAUCUCCCAGAAAGUCAGCGCCACAGGCGAGAAGCGCUCCUGGGCCAUGUCGGAUGAGAAGGGUCACCUCAACGCCGUCAAGAAAGUCAUGCAGGAGUCGAUGUUUAUCAUCAAGCAGCAUACCAACUACGACGGAUCGCCAGGAUUAACUUCCAGCGUCCGCGGAUCGAGCUCCGACACGUAUGAGGUCACGAUUAGCAACAAGACCUCCUGCACCUGCUCGAGCAUCGUACACGUCCUGACGCACGUUCUGCGUGCUCCUGCCGAGCUUCUCCCGCAGAGAACCCUCUUCACCGAAGAGCUCACGAAGCUCCUUGAUCGUGCGCCCAAAGUGCGGUUCACCACGGCCGAGGUCAGCACUGACCCCUCUAUGUCGGAUGGCGUUCCCAAGUCGAAGGACGGCAAGUGUUGCCCGGUCUGCUUCAAGGACAUCGACCAAGCGCAGACAGUCUGCUGCAGCAAGUGUGGCAGCCAUACGCACUCUUCCUGCUUCAAUGCCUAUGCGGGGGAGUACAGCGGCUGGGGCGUCAAGUGUGCCGUUUGCCAGGGUGAGUGGUCGCCCGCAGCUGUCUAA
Colletotrichum spaethianum is the source of this 948-nucleotide messenger RNA. RefSeq lists its product as uncharacterized. Gene Ontology annotation, molecular function: ubiquitin protein ligase activity. The coding region runs from base 1 to 948 and encodes 315 amino acids. The transcript has 2 exons. The record is from RefSeq and is a predicted model, not a curated record. NCBI's taxonomy places the organism in Eukaryota, Fungi, Ascomycota, Sordariomycetes, Glomerellales, Glomerellaceae.